Aspergillus saccharolyticus JOP 1030-1 is the source of this 1770-nucleotide messenger RNA. It is a transcript of the gene nop12, whose product is annotated as rRNA-processing protein NOP12. NCBI's taxonomy places the organism in Eukaryota, Fungi, Ascomycota, Eurotiomycetes, Eurotiales, Aspergillaceae. The record is from RefSeq and is a predicted model, not a curated record. Gene Ontology annotation, molecular function: RNA binding. The transcript has 2 exons. Bases 123 to 1655 code for a protein of 510 amino acids.
UACGGAAACAGGAACACUCGUUUCAAGAUUCCCCAGCAACGAAAGCAAUCACUGCCUCUCAUUGACGUGACGGGCUUAUUUCCGAGAAAGAUUCUGUGAUAUUACAGAAAAGUCUCGCCGCUAUGGCUAAGGCAGAAACCUCUGUCCCCCUUCUGGGCACAAGUGCUCCCAUAGAUCCUUCUCUGGCUUCCUUGUUCGCUACUAGUGCUGGUCCAGUCAAAGCUCCAGUAAUCCGCAAGCCAGCAGAGAACCGCGCUCCGGAAAAUCAACAAGAUGAUAACAGCGAAGAUGAGAUUUCCGAGGCGGAGGAUGAAGAAAUGGAAGAGGCCCCAGGAGCUGAAAGUGAAUCUGGAAGUGUGCCAGCGGUGAAAGCCUCCGAGAGUGCUAGUCGAAAGCGAAAGAGGGCGCCGGCAGAAGAAGUCGAGGACUCGUACAUGCGUCGCAUAGAAAAGGAGCAGCAGAAGGAGGAAUCUAAGCGUCUUGAAGAAAAGGCCAAGCGACAAAAGGUUGAAGAGGGUAAAAUCGAAGGCGACUCGGAUCAGACCGAUGAAAGCGACAGUCAAAGCGACACCGAAAACGAGAACGAGGAGACGGCGAUGUUGAAGCACGAAAGUCUCACUGGAGCCGCUGAGAACGCAGAGCUGGAUAAGUCCAACCGCACUGUGUUUCUUGGUAAUGUCUCGAAUGAGGCUAUCAAGUCCAAGUCUGCCAAGAAAAUUCUUCUCAAACACCUUGGAUCAUUCCUCGAGUCGCUUCCAGAGUCAACUGGACCUCACAAAGUGGAAUCAGUUCGCUUUCGCUCGACAGCUUUUGCCAGUGGUGCCAAGGUACCAAAGCGAGCUGCAUUUGCAAACAAGGAGGUUCUAGAUGAUACGACGCCAUGCACCAACGCCUAUGCUGUGUACUCAACGGUGCAGGCUGCACGAAAAGCACCGGCUGCAUUGAACGGUACAAUUGUUCUCGAUCGGCAUCUGCGUGUCGACAGCGUCGCGCAUCCCGCGAAGAUCGACAACAAGCGGUGUGUUUUCGUUGGUAACCUGGACUUCAUUGAUAAUGAGGCCAAACCUGACGAUGAGAAGAAAAAGAAGAAGCGGGCUCCCGCAGAUGUGGAAGAGGGUCUUUGGAGGGUGUUCAAUGCUCACACUGGUGGUUCGAAGAAAGAUGGUUCAGGCAAAGGCAGCGUUGAGUCGGUUCGAGUCGUCCGCGACUCUGCCACGCGUGUCGGCAAAGGCUUCGCUUAUGUUCAGUUCUAUGAUCAAAACUGCGUCGAGGAAGCCCUUUUGUUGGAAGGGAAACAAUACCCACCCAUGCUCCCACGAAAGCUCCGUGUGUCUCGAGCCAAGAAGGUCAUGAAGAAGCGCGAUGAGGGCGGCAGCAAGCAAGGGCAGGCUCUGGGAGUCGCGGACAAGACACUUCAGGGUCGUGCCGGAAAGCUCUUCGGUAGAGCCGGUGCAGCCAAGGUUAAGGCUGCGGGAAAGACCUCCAUCUCGCAGAAUUCGUUGGUCUUUGAAGGACAGCGAGCCACGGAAGGAGCAUCGCGCAUCCGAGUCAAGACGAAGAGUCGCGGAUCGAAGGCCAAGCGCAACAGUCGGAGUAGCAAGCGUGCUGCAGCAUAUAAGGCUGCUGGCGGCAAGAAAGGCAAGAUGGGCCAGUAGAUGCCGAGGAACUGGGGGUUUAGUGUAAGGCGCGUUUCAUGUAUGUAAUUUACCAUUCACCGGAUGGCCACGAGGAAUUCAGGAGUUGCGUAAAAGCACAAUUGGAUGUGGAGAC